Molecule: messenger RNA, 754 nt
Organism: Aureobasidium pullulans EXF-150
Lineage: Eukaryota; Fungi; Ascomycota; Dothideomycetes; Dothideales; Saccotheciaceae
Exons: 1
Coding region: 196-597 (133 amino acids)
Source: RefSeq, a predicted model, not a curated record
UUGCCGUGCUACCGGAGACGGUCACAGUGGUGACUUCUCUGUUCUUGAUGACAGGUGAAGCAGCAGCAGUGACAGCAAGAGCUGCACCGACAAGGAAUUGAGUGCGCAUAAUGAUAAUGAUAUAAGAAAGCUUUGUAAGCGUUGGAAGAGGCUGUUGAACUGCUUUGCUUGCUUGAUGGUUUCCAACGAACCUGCAUGUCGUUGUCUCUUUAUAUAUCUACUCUGCUUCUCAAGACAUUGAGCCACGACCAUCCACUGACGAAGAUUCUGCAUACCAUUACAUCCGCAUUGGGCGAGUUUACCCGAAAUCCCAAAUGCCCAGAAACACCCGAGUGGUCGUUAUAUACCUCAGCCGUACCAAAAUUCGGCCUUCACCGAACGUUGGGCAGGGCAAAAUGUCUAUACCAAGACAAAAGCAUUGCAUUGUGGCUUUUCAGAAUCAUGAAUGCAUGUUCGCCAAGUGUGCAAACACCAGGAAGGAACGAUGCUGAGUGGGGUCCUACCUGCAUGCGAAAGGUCGUAAAAACCCAUACCUUGGCAUUGACCAUCAAGGUAGCCAAGCAACACUUUGUUUCUCAACGCAGUGAGGCAGUGUAAGUCUGGAUUUGCACUGAGCAUGCAGUCAAAGCAUGGCUCAACACAUGCUGAGGCGUUUCUACCAAGGCUCUUGGGUUGCUUUGAAGGUCUUGGUAUAGGGUGUUCCCUCCCAAAGAUGGCAAGAAGAAGUGGUCAUCGCACCUUCUCGCCAAGUUUC